GAGGAGUCCUGUGGGACCUGGAGAGCCCUCCUAUGUGUGUGACUGUGGGGCCGGGUCCUGUCCGCACUCUGCUGAGCCUGGAAGAUGCCGUGUGGGCCAGUUGUGGGCCCCUUGUCACCGUCCUGGACGCCACCACCUUGCAGACUCAGCAAAGCUUCGAGGCACACCAGGACGAGGCUGUGAGCGUGACGCACAUGGUGAAGGCAGGCAGCGGCGUCUGGAUGGCCUUUUCCGCCGGCUCCUCCAUCCGCCUCUUCCACACUGAGACCCUGGAGCAUCUGCAGGAGAUCAACAUUGCCACCAGGACCACCUUCCUUCUGCCAGGCCAGAAGCACUUGUGUGUCACCAGCCUCCUGAUCUGCCAGGGUCUGCUCUGGGUGGGCACUGACCAGGGUGUCAUCGUCCUGCUGCCUGUGCCUCGGCUGGAAGGUAUCCCCAAGAUCACAGGGAAAGGCAUGGUCUCACUCAAUGGUCACUGUGGACCUGUGGCUUUCCUGGCUGUGGCUACCAGCAUCUUGGCCCCAGACAUCCUGAGGAGCGACCAGGAGGAGGCUGAGGGAUCUCGGGCCGAGGAGGACAAGCCAGACGGGCAGGCUCAUGAGCCGGCGCCCGUGCCUGACAGCCACGUCGGCCGUGAGCUGACCCGCAAGAAGGGCAUCCUCCUGCAGUACCGCCUGCGCUCUACGGCCCACCUGCCGGGCCCGCUGCUGUCCAUGCGGGAACCAGCACCAACCGACGGCUCCGCCCUGGAGCACAGUGAGGAGGACGGCUCCAUCUAUGAGAUGGCCGACGACCCCGACAUCUGGGUGCGCAGCCGGCCCUGUACCCGCGACGCCCACCGCAAGGAGAUUUGCUCUGUUGCCAUUAUCUCUGGCGGGCAGGGCUACCGCAACUUUGGCAAUGCCCUGGGCAGCAGCGGGAGGCCGGCCCCGUGCGGGGAGACGGACAGCACCCUCCUCAUCUGGCAGGUGCCCUUGAUGCUAUAGCCCCCUCCACCCAGGGGACGCAGCUGCAGGCCUGACCGCCUCCAUCCCAGGGUCUGCGCCUUGGAUCGGGGCCCUUCCAGCACACCUGGGUCCUCCAGGGAGCAUUGGGUGGAAUUGCCCUCCAGGGACCUGCACAGGGCAUGCAGAAAGACCUGGGUUCUCCAGUAACUACUUUGGCAGAGUAGAGGAAAACCUCUUCUUUUUUAAAAAAAUUUUUUUUCAGAGUGUUUUGGGGAGAGGUUUCAGGGUUUGGGGAGAGGGAAGACACAUCUGGAGGAAACAGUCUUCUUUCUAAAAGCAAAAAAACACAAAACCUCACAACUGCCUGGCAAGCCCAGUACCACUUGUCUGGGCCUGAGCAGGGCUCUGAGGUGGCCGUGCGCCCCUCCUGGAAGGGCGUGUGCGUGUGAGUGUCUGAGCGUGUGGGCUGGCGUGUGAAUAUAUAUAAAUACGUAUAUAUUGUGUA
Galeopterus variegatus (Sunda flying lemur) is the source of this 1452-nucleotide messenger RNA. Its product is annotated as rho guanine nucleotide exchange factor 10-like protein. The transcript is spliced from 4 exons. Lineage: Eukaryota; Metazoa; Chordata; Mammalia; Dermoptera; Cynocephalidae. The annotation marks the transcript as partial. The record is from RefSeq and is a predicted model, not a curated record. Gene Ontology annotation, molecular function: guanyl-nucleotide exchange factor activity. Gene Ontology annotation, biological process: SREBP signaling pathway; actin cytoskeleton organization; positive regulation of stress fiber assembly. Gene Ontology annotation, cellular component: cytosol.